AUGGUCAGAAACCGAAGGACACUCCGGAGCUAUGUUGCCUCUGCAUUGUGGCUGCGCAGCGAUGGCGGUGGAGCUGGUAAGCCGAGCGCCAGUCCGGAUGCCUUCUCCUACCAUUGCGAUAUGGUUUUCUCCGAGCCGGUCGGUGGCAUGGUCUGGGGUAUUGCCGCCGAUCCGAGACACAAGCUGCUGAUUGCUCCAGCGCUCGAUCACAUGGUGUAUGCCUGGAACAUGACUGGCGAGCCUGCUCUGUGGGAGAGGCACAUGCUGCAUGAGCACAAGGAUGAGGUUUGGAGAGUCGCCGUUCAUGCAGAGCAGCCAGAGCGUGACGGUUCUUCAAAACCACGCUUUCUUACGGGAUCGUUGGAUGGUUCCGUGCGGGUCUGGAGCAGGACGGACACCGGGUUUCGGAGCGAGAUCCUGUACAACUCCAGUUACAUGGUGACUGCGCUGGCAGCCUCAGUGUGGAUCGCGCACGGAGACAAGAGUGGCCUGAUCGGCAUCUGGUGGAGAUCAGACACCUGGUACCGAGCAUUGCAGGCAGACGACGUCAUGAUUCAGGCGCUUGGCUUCACAUCUCAGAACCUUUUGAUCGCGGCUUCCGAUGAUGGGUGGGUGCGCGUCUGGAACGUGACCGCUGGCCAGGUGGACCGCGCCUGGCGGGCCAACAACGGGAGUGUCGUCAGUGUUGUCAGCUUGGGGGAUCAGCUGGCCACGAGCGGCUAUGAUCGCAUUGGGAUCCGGGAGCCAUGGUCGCUGAAGCUGUGGGAUCUGGAGACGUCGCAACUGCUUUCAGCGACUGGCAAGUUUGGCGUUGUGACGCACGUGGUGAGUUUUGGCCAGGACCAGAUUGUACUGGGCGGCCCGGGGCAUGUGGUUUUCAUCGUACUUCUGCCAGCAUGGGAAGUGGUCCAUACCUUGAAGGGAGCUGAAGAAGCGGUCCAAGCGCUGCAUACAUUUGACGGUUUCAUUGCCAGCGGCAGCGCUGAUCGGAUAGUGAGGCUGUGGCGGUGCAAGCGCACAGCCUGUGAUUUCAGCGACGACUUCACAGGUUUGUGGCAGCGGCCGGAAAAGGGAGCUCGGGAGAGAGUGGAAGAGAUCGGUGAGCAAGCAAAGCAAGAGGCAAAGAUGGAAGCAACCAUUGCGAAGCUGAACAGGAUAUGGUCCGCAGUGGAAUUCGUUUAUGAGAAGCACAAAGGCACUGAUGUGCUGCUCAUGCGACUGCGCGACGAAGAUGUGGAGAUCCUGGAAGAGAACCAGGUUCAGGUGCAGAAUAUGUUCGCUUCGCGGUUCUUAUCAACUUUUGAGACGCAGGUCGCGGGCUGGCAGAAGACGCUGGCGAACAUCAGCGAGACGACGAAUCUCCUGGGAGAGGUGCUGCGCACUUGGGAUUUCUUGGAGAACUUGUUCAUCCAUUCCGAGGAAGUCAAGAAGGAGUUACCGGAUGAGUCGGAGCGAUUCCUGGAGAUCGAUGAUGACGUGAAGCAGCUUCUCCGUCGCGGCUUCGAGGCACGUUUUGCCAAAGUCUUCUGCGCGGAUCCCGGCAUCUACCAGAUCUUGGAGAAGACACAGACGCAGCUGUCCAUGUGCGAGAAGGCUCUGAAUGAGUUCAUGGAUGGAAAACGUCAAGCGUUCCCUCGGUUCUACUUUAUGUCUUCUGCCAACUUGCUGGAUGUCCUGAGCAAUGGGAACAAUCCUGCACGUGUCGUGCCUCAGUUUCCCAAGUUCUUCAACGCAAUCGAGAAGUAUGAUUUGGAGUACCCUGAUGGCCCUGGGACGCGACCGGUGGCGACUGGCAUGCACGCGUGCAUCGGCAAGGAGUUUGUUCCCUUUCCAGAACCGCUAUUGCUGAACGGGAAGGUCGAGGUCUAUUUGGAGCGAUGCAUCGAGGCCUUCCGUGGAGCUCUGCGGCACUUCGCCAUCCGAGACCUGCGCAGCUAUGCAGAGCAGGACUGCGAGGCAGACGGCGUUGCCCGUGGUAGGUGGCUUUUGGAGGUGAAAGCGGCGCAGGGUGCGUUGCUGGUGCAGCUGAUCACGUGGGUCCAACUCGUCGAAGGUGCAUUUCAGGUACCACCUGAUCCUGAUGACGAUGACGAGGUUGCAGAGGAAGUGGAGCAGAAGGUGAUGGAAGCCUGGAAGAAGCAGCAAGAACUCCUCCUCGACCUCAUCCGCCUGACGCAGACGGACCUCACCAAGCCCGACCGGCAGAAGGUCAUGUGUGCCAUCACUUUGGAUGCCCACAAUCGCGAUGUUCAGGAGCGUUUGGUCAAAGACAGAGUCACAUCGGCCGAUGCUUUCCAGUGGCAGAGCAUGCUGAAGUGCUACUGGAUUCUGGACACCCCUGGCGAGGGCACAGCACAGAUGCAGAUCUGCGAUGCUCGCAUUUGGUAUGCCUACGAAUACUUGGGAAAUGGACCACGCCUGGUGGUCACGCCCCUGACAGACCGCAUCUACGUCACUGCCACGCAGGCCUUGCACCUCAACAUGGGCUGUGCACCUGCCGGACCAGCCGGCACGGGCAAGACUGAGAGUACAAAGGACCUGGCAAACGCCCUGGCGCGCGCAUGCUAUGUGAUUAACGCGGCACCGGAGAUGGACUACCUAACGCUGGGCAACAUCUUUAAGGGUCUGGCUGCAAGCGGCUCGUGGGGCUGCUUCGACGAGUUCAAUCGGCUGGUGCCAGAAGUGCUUUCCGUUUGCACUGUGCAGUUCAAGGCCGUGUGUGAUGCGCUGCGAAACAAGCUGGAUCGGUUCUUCCUUCAAGGCGAUGAGAUACACCUGGACAGGGGAGUCGGCGUAUUCAUCACCAUGAACCCUGGUUACCUGGGCCGGUCGGAGCUGCCUGAGGGAUUGAAGGCGCUGUUCAGACCGAUCACAGUCAUGGUACCGGACUUCAUGCUCAUCAUGGAGAACAUGUUCAUGUCAGAGGGCUUCUUGGAUGCCAAAAAUCUGGCGCUGAAGUUCUCCACGCUCUACGCCCUGAAUAAGGAUCUCCUGUCGAAGUCCAACAAGUAUGAUUGGGGAAUGCGGGCCAUCAAGUCAGUUCUUGUGGUCGCAGGAAGCUUUAAGCGAGCCGAUCCCAGCUUGUCCGAGCAGGCAGUACUGAUGAGGUCUCUUCGGGACACCAACGUGGCUAAGAUCGAGGGAGACGACCUCAAGAUUUUCAUGGGCUUGCUGGCAGACCUUUUCCCCGGAGUGCAGGUUCCGCGGGCACGAGACUACGACUUCGAACAGGUCUGUGUGGAGGUGAUGGAGAGUGACUUCGGCUACACCAACGAUCCUGAUGGGUAUCUGCUUCUGAAGAUCUCCCAGCUUAUCGAACUCUUGGAGAUUCGGCACUCCGUCUUUUUGAUGGGUGUGGCCCUGAGCAUCACAGCAGCUCUUCCUUGCCUUCGUGACAAGACCACCGUCGUGGACUUCAGCCCGAAAGCCAUCACCACCAACGAGCUUUACGGAAGUGUGAACAUGUACACGCGCGAGUGGAAAGACGGCAUCCUCUCCAAGACCAUGCGCGACCUGGGGCUGGUUCCAGAUACUCACCCGAAAUGGAUCAUGCUGGACGGUGACUUGGAUGCUAACUGGAUUGAAUCCAUGAACAGCGUCAUGGAUGAUAGCAGGCUCCUAACUCUCCCCUCGAACGAGCGAAUUCCGCUCAAGAUGCAUAUGAAGAUGAUCUUCGAGAUUCGGGACCUGAAUUAUGCAACCCCUGCCACAGCAACGAGAGCCGGCAUAGUGUGCAUGUCGGACAAAGAGGGCGUCCAGUGGCAAUGCUAUGUGAAUUCUUGGAUCAAGAAGUGUGCAUAUCCAGAACCCUUCAAGGAGCAGCUUGCACUCCUCUUCGACAAGUACUGCUCCACUACCCUUGCCUGGAUACGCAAGUCUGCCAAGAUUCAGGUUCCCUACGUGGAGGUUGCCCUGAUCUCCGCGCUGUGCAGCCUGCUGGAUGCCCGCCUGCCCUCCCACAAUCUGGAGGCAGAAGCGGAAGUUGACCUGGCCGUGGAGGCUUGGUUCGUCUUCUGCACCAUCUUUGCCACCGGCAGCAGUCUUGCCGAAGUUGAUGGAAUCGACUACCGGAAGGCUUUCAGCACCUGGUGGAAGAACGAGAUGAAGACCAUCAAGUACCCGACGAAGGGGCUCGUGUUUGACUUGUAUGUCCGGGAUUCGAGGCUGGAGGAGUGGGGCAGCCUCGUCGAGCCCCUGCAGUACCGAAGCACAACUCCCAUGGGGGAGGUCACUGUGCCGACUACGGAAACGGUCUGCCUGGACUACUUCAUGAAAGCAUUGAUUGAGGUGAACCAUCCGGUGAUGCUUAUUGGUCUCGCUGGCUGCGGCAAGACGCAGUCCUGCACUGGUCUGUUGAAGCGGCUGGAUCAUGAGGUCUUCAUGGGCUACAAGAUGAACAUGAGCUACUACACGGACUCCACCAUGCUUCAAACGAUGAUGGAGAUUCCGCUUGAGAAGAAGGCGCCACAACAGAGAAGUAUGCGCUUUGCACAUCCAUCCACAGCAAAGCCGAGAUCUUGA
Molecule: messenger RNA, 4521 nt
Organism: Symbiodinium natans
Lineage: Eukaryota; Dinophyceae; Suessiales; Symbiodiniaceae
Source: the annotation of a GenBank genome assembly